Messenger RNA from Hibiscus syriacus, 1107 nucleotides. Its product is annotated as GDSL esterase/lipase At5g33370-like. The transcript has 5 exons. The coding region runs from base 1 to 1107 and encodes 368 amino acids. NCBI's taxonomy places the organism in Eukaryota, Viridiplantae, Streptophyta, Magnoliopsida, Malvales, Malvaceae. The record is from RefSeq and is a predicted model, not a curated record. Gene Ontology annotation, molecular function: hydrolase activity, acting on ester bonds.
AUGGCAAAGAGUUAUGUUUCAAGUUUCCUUGUUGUUUUACUGUCACUUGCCGUAUCGGCUGAGGCAGCACCAUCACCACCACCUGCCGUCUACAUCUUCGGAGACUCGACUCUUGACGUCGGUACUAAUGACUUGAUACCUGAGUGCCAAGCAAGGGCGGAUGUUCCUUUCAACGGUGUGGAUUUCCCUUACUCGGAACCGACGGGGAGGUUCAGCAAUGGCCUUAACACUGCUGAUGAAAUCGUGAUGCUGUUGGGUCUAAGGAGGAGUCCACAACCUUUUCUCCGUCUUGUCCGGAAUCCGUCGACUUUCAAGAAGAAUAUACUAAAGGGAGCCAACUUUGCUUCAGGAGGAUCCGGCAUUUUGAACACUACUGGACAGUAUAACUACAAAAAGGUGAUAUCCUUGGAGGAGCAGAUCCGGCAAUUUUCAAGCGUUCGUUCAAACAUCACAAACAUGACGGGAAGUGAUGCACGAACCGAUGCCAUUCUUUCCAAAGCAUUAUUUCUUAUAAGUAUCGGAAGCAAUGACAUCUUCGAGUAUCUGCUUAACCUCACCCUACCACCAUCGAUGACCGUACCAGAGUUCAACGCCGCCCUGGUUUCCACAUAUGAAAACCACUUAAAGGCUCUGUACCAGCUUGGCGCCCGGACUUUUGGCAUCUUAGCCGUUCCCCCAAUUGGCUGCACCCCAUUUGCGCGAGCUGUUUUCAGCACUCAAGUGUACCAUAACGAUAGCUGCUUUGAACCGGCACAGCAGUUUGCACAAGCGUUCUAUACGGAGGCUGUGGUCUUACUACAAAAGUUUAGCUCCCAAGUUGACGAUUUACGCUAUUCGCUUGCAAAUACGUAUUUGAUGACCACUACUAUGAUGGAAGAUAUGCUCGCCUUUGGUUUCAAGGAUACUUCAUCAGCUUGUUGCGGAAAUGGGACUUACCCGUGCAAUCAAACGGCCAGCUUUUGCUCGAAUCGCGAUGAAUACUUGUUUUGGGACCGGUUUCAUCCGACGCAGAGAGCUUCGGAGUUGGCAGCGCUAACUCUGUUCGGUGCAUCGGAAGGGCUUGUGAGUCCCAUGAAUUUCAGUCACUUGUUGAGGGUUCAAAUUUAG